Messenger RNA from Vidua chalybeata, 966 nucleotides. It is a transcript of the gene CLDN10, whose product is annotated as claudin 10. Gene Ontology annotation, cellular component: bicellular tight junction; plasma membrane. The transcript has 5 exons. The coding region runs from base 25 to 711 and encodes 228 amino acids. Lineage: Eukaryota; Metazoa; Chordata; Aves; Passeriformes; Viduidae. The record is from RefSeq and is a predicted model, not a curated record. Gene Ontology annotation, biological process: bicellular tight junction assembly; cell adhesion. Gene Ontology annotation, molecular function: structural molecule activity.
CGCCCGCCGCCUGCUGCCGGGCCCAUGGCGAGCACGUCGGCGGAGAUCAUCGCGUUCCUGCUGACCAUCUCGGGAUGGGUGCUGGUCUCCUCCACGCUGCCCACCGACUACUGGAAGGUGUCCACCAUCGAUGGCACGGUCAUCACCACCGCCACCUUUUGGGCCAACCUCUGGAAGACCUGCGUGACCGACUCCACCGGCGUCUCCAACUGCAAGGACUUCCCAUCCAUGCUGGCGCUGGACGGUUACAUCCAAGCCUGCAGAGGAUUGAUGAUCUCCGCUGUCUGCCUGGGCUUCUUCGGUGCCGUUUUUGGACUGGUUGGAAUGAAAUGUACAAAAGUUGGAGGCUCUGAUCAGACUAAAGCAAAAAUAGCUUGCUUAGCUGGACUGAUUUUCAUACUCUCUGGGUUGUGCUCUAUGACUAGUUGUUCCCUGUAUGCAAACAGGAUUACGUCUGAAUUCUUUGACCCUUCUUUUGUUGCACAAAAGUAUGAAUUAGGAGCAGCUUUGUUCAUUGGAUGGGCUGGAGCUUCACUCUGCAUAAUUGGUGGCAUUAUAUUCUGCUUCUCAAUAGCUGAAAACAGUAAUUCUGCAAGGAGAGGGUAUGCCUAUAAUGGAGCCACAUCUGUGAUGUCUUCUCGUACAAAGGUCCACAACAGCGUCCCUGACAAAACCCCACCCAAGCACUUUGACAAGAACGCUUAUGUUUAGUUGCACUGUUGGAAGACUCAAAGUGUUUUUAAACGUGAUUUUGUACGUUUCAUUCAGAGUGAUUCCCCCCACCCCAAGUCCAAUGUACUUACCACUAAGACAAUGACUUUUAAAAAUAUUAACUUGCAGCUUUUUACAUAUUGAUGUAAAUUUUAUUAUAUAUUUUAAGAUUGAUGUUGGUAUUGUAAAGUUUAUACCUGGAAAUCAUGAGCUGAUGUUGCAUUCUUGAAAAGAAAUAAACAAGGUAUUUACUAA